UGAAUAAUGUGAGUGUACUUGUUUGUCUGGCUGCAAUCAUUAACACAGUUUUAUCCAGGAGUGGGAGAGAGGCAGCAGGAUAGAGUACAGUAAACAUAUCUGUGCUUCAUUUACUCCCAAUAGGCUCAGAGCUGUAUUAGGGUCAGAAUUCAUUCAGAACUGCUGUGAGUAAACAAAUGUGGCUAAACCAGAUUAUGGAGACUCCACCUCCAGCAGAGGAUCAACUCUGAACAGGAUCAUCAUUUUAUGGAGAGAGAGGAAUAAAUCUAAUUCAGACGAAACACAGCACCUGUGAUGUGAUUGGCUGAGAGACACUUCAUUCUGCUCCUCUCUAUAAGAAAUAGUUCCACAGUAAACCCUGAACUUCCUCCUAAAACUUCCUCCUGAACUAAAGCAGUCUAAACAUAUUUUAGUGGAAGUGAAACUCAGCAGCUCUGUUUAGUAAAGAGAGGAACAUAAAGAGAGAGACUCAGUCUGAACCUUGGCCUUUUUGUGAUGAGAGGAUUAAAAACAGGUAUUUAAAAGAAAUUACUGAAGUACCACAAUAAACUUCCUGAUUUAAUGACCAGAGACUUUUCAGUUAGAAGAUGGAAGCAUCCACUCCAGCUCACACUGGUCCUGCUCAGACCAACAUGACAGCUCAGACAGAAGGAACCGUCUGUGCUCCUGUUCUCCAUGGAAACAAUAUUCAAGGCUCAGUGAAUGUAACCAUUAUUCAGGGAGGUCAGGAAGUUUCCAGUUCCAGCACCAGUACAGUGCAGACUGGAGGUUCUUCUGGUGCUCCUGCUCUCACUGAAGGUUGGAUCAUUAUAUACAAAAAAAAACUGGAAAAAAAAUUUCACCGAAUUUAUGAAGGAAUCUCCCAGCAUGGAACAUCAACCUUUCUGAAUGAGAUCUACACAGAGCUCUACAUCACAGAGGGAGGGAGUGGAGAGGUAAAUAAUGAACAUGAGGUCAGACAGAUUGAGACAACAUCCAGGAGACCAGCAACACAGGAGAAACCCAUCAAACACAAUGACCUCUUUAAAGACAGACCCAUCAGAACUGUGCUGACUAAAGGAGUUGCUGGAAUUGGAAAAACAGUCUCUGUGCAGAAGUUCAUUCUGGACUGGACUGAAGGAAAAGCAAAUCAGGACAUCCUUUUCAUAUUUCCACUUCCUUUUAGGGAGAUUAAUUUGAUAAGGAAAGAGUGCAGUCUGAUGGAGCUCCUUCAUCACUUUUUCCCAAAUUUGAAAGGACUAAGAUCAAUAGACUGUGAUGCUUAUAAAUUCAUGUUCAUCUUUGAUGGUCUGGAUGAGUGUCGACUUGCUCUAGAUUUCCAGAACAAUGAGAGCUUGUGGGAUGUAACAGAUUCAGCCUCAGUGGAUGUGCUACUGACAAACCUCAUCAAGGGGAAUCUGCUUUCCUCUGCUCUCCUCUGGAUAACCUCUCGACCAGCAGCAGCCAAUCAGAUCCCUCCUGAGUGUGUUGACCUGGUAACAGAGAUACGAGGGUUCAGUGACCCUCAGAAAGAGGAGUACUUCAGGAAGAGAAUCAGUGACCAGAGCCUGGCCAAUAAAAUCAUCUCACACAUGAAGACCUCAAGAAGCCUCUACAUCAUGUGCCACAUCCCAGUCUUCUGCUGGAUUGCAACCACUGUUCUAGAGAGGGUUUUGGGUGAAGCAGAGAGUAAAGAGAUCCCCAAGACUCUGACUCAAAUGUUCACCCACUUCCUGAUCUUUCAGAUCAAACACAAGGACCAAAAGUACCAUGGGAAAUGUGACACUGAUCCUCAGCAGGCUAGAGAGAGUAUUCUGGCACUGGGAAAACUGGCUUUCCAACAGCUGGAAAAAAGCGAUCUGAUCUUCUAUGAGGAAGACCUGAGAGAGUGUGGCAUUAAUGUCAGAGAAGUGUCAGUGUACUCAGGAGUUUGUACCCAGAUCUUCAGAGAGGAGUUUGGGCUGCACCUGGGGAAGGUGUUUAGCUUUGUGCACCUGAGUGUUCAGGAGUUUCUGGCUGCUUUAUAUGCAUUUCUCUCUUUCAUCAGCAGAAAUGAAACAAAACAGCUGACCACUGAUCUCCUUGAUAUUUUCAGAGAGUCCAAACUGUCAGACUUCCUCAAGUCUGCAGUGGACAAGGCCUUACAGAGUAAGAAUGGACAACUGGACCUUUUUGUCCGCUUCCUUCUGGGCCUCUCACUGGAGUCCAAUCAGACUCUCUUACAAGGCCUACUGACACAGACAGGAUGCAGCUCUCACAGUAAAGAGGAAACAGUCCAGUACAUCAAGGAGAAGAUCAGUGAGAAUCCCUCUCCAGAGAAAUCCAUCAAUCUGUUCCACUGUCUGAAUGAACUGAAUGAUCAUUCUCUUCUGCAGGAAGUACAAACAUACGUGAGGAGAGAAGAUUACUUUUGCCUCAGUGGAGUCAGUCUGUCUCCUGCCCAGUGGUCAGCUCUGGUGUUUGUGUUGCUGAACUCAGAAGAGGAGCUAGAUAUGUUUGACCUGAAUGAAUAUGACCAAUCAGAUGAAUGUGUUCUGAAUCUGCUGCCAGUGAUCAAGGCUUCCAGAAGAGCUGA
Colossoma macropomum (tambaqui) is the source of this 2554-nucleotide messenger RNA. RefSeq names its product protein NLRC3-like. The record is from RefSeq and is a predicted model, not a curated record. Lineage: Eukaryota; Metazoa; Chordata; Actinopteri; Characiformes; Serrasalmidae. The transcript has 4 exons. The annotation marks the transcript as partial.